This is a messenger RNA of Electrophorus electricus (electric eel), 777 nucleotides long. RefSeq names its product ciliary microtubule-associated protein 3. NCBI's taxonomy places the organism in Eukaryota, Metazoa, Chordata, Actinopteri, Gymnotiformes, Gymnotidae. Gene Ontology annotation, molecular function: cytoskeletal protein binding. The record is from RefSeq and is a predicted model, not a curated record. Gene Ontology annotation, biological process: regulation of cell projection organization.
UCAGGGGACGCAGGUAAUCCUUGUGUGACGCAGUUAGCCUGUAGGUACCGAUACAGAUUUACGCCAGUCCGGGUCCAAUUUACUCCGCGUAAUGGCGCAUGUGUCGGCAAGGAAGUCGAAGGCGAAGGCUGCAGUAGCGUUCGGCAGCUGCCAGGAGCGGAAGAUGUUCCCACUGCAGCGUCCACCUAACCGGCUGGGCCGCGAGCAGCUCCCGCCGCUCGGCUCUCGUGCGCGAGGGCCCGGCUGCCAUGACAACCACGUGGUGGACACAAUGACUUCGAAGCUAGAGAGGAAGCCACUGAGUAUGAAAGGCUACAGUUUAGCGGCCCGUACUACUCCUCGAUUCUUCGCUCCUUUGCAGACGAACACACCUUCUCCACAGCAAUACCAGCAGGACUGGAGUGUCCCAAGAGUGCCAUCUCCUGGCAAAACCCCCUUCAAUUCCUCCUCUCGGAGGUUUACUUCAAAAUCUGCCACAGUCAGCUCCAACCCUGGCCCAGGGACGUACGCUCACGAUGUGGCCCACAGUCGGAAGGUCUCCUGGCCUAUGAAGUUCGGCUCUCCAGACUGGUCGAGAGUGCCCAUGCUGGAAAGGAGGGCCCUUCACACAGAGCUCCUCUGUGAAAAGCAGUUCCGCACGCAGAGAAACAGGGUGGCGUAUCUGCGCAUGUUCUUCCCUUCGCAGGAUAAACGCAACGUGUGACCUGAUCUAGGACUUGAGCACACACCUGAAUGCAUUUGUGUGUUUGUGUUUUUCCAUAAAAUUCUUUGCUCUUC